GAGACUUUCCCUUCUAGUUUUCUGCCAAACAUUCAUAUCUCUUUCCUCAUUAGUGAAAAACUCCACCUCCUUAACUCACAUGUCCACUGAAUUUGAGAAACAUAAAAGAGUAAAAAUAACCUUAACUUUCCUUUUUACAACUCUCCUAGCUUCAAACUCAAAAUCCCUUUUAGUAUUAUCUCCAAUUAUACUCUAAAAAUGGAAGCUUUUCAUCAUCCCCCUAUUAGCUUUCACUUUCCCUAUGCUUUUCCUAUCCCAACACCAACAACCAAUUUUCUUGGAACUCCAAAUUCAUCAUCAGUUAAUGGAAUGAUCAUCAACACUUGGAUGGAUAGUAGAAUUUGGAGUAGACUUCCACAUAGGCUUAUUGAUAGAAUCAUUGCUUUUCUACCACCACCUGCUUUCUUUAGAGCUAGAGUUGUGUGUAAGAGAUUCUAUGGACUUAUUUACUCUACACAUUUUCUUGAAUUGUACUUGCAAGUUUCACCUAAGAGGAACUGGUUCAUUUUCUUUAAACAAAAAGUACCAAGAAACAACAUUUACAAGAACGUGAUGAAUAGUAGUAACUCAGGAGUUUGUUCUGUUGAAGGUUACUUGUUUGAUCCUGAUAAUCUUUGUUGGUAUAGGCUUUCUUUUGCUUUAAUCCCACAAGGGUUUUCUCCUGUUUCAUCUUCUGGUGGAUUAAUUUGCUUUGUUUCUGAUGAAUCUGGAUCAAAAAACAUUCUUUUAUGUAAUCCACUUGUAGGAUCCAUAAUUCCCCUGCCUCCAACUUUAAGGCCUAGGCUUUUUCCUUCUAUUGGUUUAACUAUAACCAACACAUCUAUUGAUAUAGCUGUAGCUGGAGAUGACUUGAUAUCACCUUAUGCUGUUAAAAACUUAACUACAGAGUCAUUUCAUAUUGAUGGUAAUGGAUUUUACUCAAUAUGGGGUACAACUUCUACACUUCCAAGAUUAUGCAGUUUUGAAUCAGGCAAAAUGGUGCAUGUACAGGGGAGAUUUUAUUGCAUGAAUUUUAGUCCUUUUAGUGUGCUUUCUUAUGAUAUAGGGACUAAUAACUGGUGCAAGAUUCAAGCCCCGAUGCGACGAUUCCUACGUUCACCGAGCCUUGUUGAAGGGAAUGGUAAGGUUGUUUUAGUUGCAGCAGUUGAAAAGAGUAAACUGAAUGUGCCAAGAAGUUUGAGGCUUUGGGCAUUGCAAGAUUGUGGUACAAUGUGGUUGGAAAUAGAAAGAAUGCCACAACAAUUGUAUGUGCAGUUUGCUGAAGUGGAGAAUGGACAAGGGUUUAGUUGUGUUGGACAUGGUGAAUAUGUGGUGAUAAUGAUUAAGAAUAAUUCAGAUAAGGCAUUGUUGUUUGAUUUCUGUAAGAAGAGAUGGAUUUGGAUACCUCCUUGUCCAUUUUUGGGAAAUAAUUUAGACUAUGGUGGUGUUGGUAGUAGUAAUAAUUAUUGUGGAGAAUUUGGAGUUGGAGGGGGAGAGUUGCAUGGAUUUGGUUAUGACCCUAGACUUGCUGCACCUAUUGGUGCACUUCUUGAUCAGUUGACAUUGCCCUUUCAGUCAUUCAACUGAUAGUUAAACUGUUUACAAGUGGGGUAUCAGUAGUACUAGUACUAUGAAUAGUGUUUCAUUUGGACCUUAAUUAAUUGUAUUUUUAGUGUUUAAUUAUCUAGUGUUUUUAUAUUACCAAGUCUUUAGUAAGAAGAAAGUUUGUACUCUACUAUUGUUGGUUGACUUAUUAAUAUGAGUUUUACAUUGAUUUGUGCUUA
Solanum lycopersicum (tomato) is the source of this 1763-nucleotide messenger RNA. It is a transcript of the gene DOT, whose product is annotated as DOUBLE TOP. Gene Ontology annotation, molecular function: protein binding. The record is from RefSeq and is marked validated. Lineage: Eukaryota; Viridiplantae; Streptophyta; Magnoliopsida; Solanales; Solanaceae.